This is a messenger RNA of Helobdella robusta, 597 nucleotides long. RefSeq lists its product as hypothetical. The annotation marks the transcript as partial. NCBI's taxonomy places the organism in Eukaryota, Metazoa, Annelida, Clitellata, Rhynchobdellida, Glossiphoniidae. The transcript is spliced from 2 exons. The record is from RefSeq and is a predicted model, not a curated record.
AUGCCCAGCCCUUUCUUUCAGUCCUACAACAAUAAACACAUUCGUAUGGCCUUAGCUAAUGUUCGUAGCAUUCAAAAGAAGCAAAAUGAUCUCAAUUUAUUUUUAUCAGUUUACAGACCAGAAAUAUUUUCUGUUAUAGAAACAUGGCUUACUCCAAAUGAUCCUGACAACUUAUUUUUACCUAGCGGUUAUUCUUUUGUUCGCAGAGAUCGUGCAACACGUGGUGGCGGCGUGGCUUUCAUCAUCAAUGACACUAUUCAAUACAAGAUCGUUUCAAUACCAUCCCAGUUCUCCCACAUAGAAAUAGUUUCAAUUGAUGUUUCCAUUUCAAAGAAAAAUUAUCGCUUCAUCUCGUACUAUCGAAGUGGUGGUUUUGAUAAAUCAGCAGAGGAAUAUGCGUUUGAUAGUGCAAGGUGCAUCAAAGAACUUAGCAAGGGAGAUGCUUCUUCCCGCGCUUGCUUAAUCGUCAAAUGUUUCACAUCUAAGAAUAAGGAUCUACUUGUGAAGGCUUUUUGCAGUUAUGUACGUCCUCUACUUGAAUACUGCUCACCGCUAUGGAAUCCGCACUACAAAUAUCAAAUAACCAAGAUUGAAAAU